UAUGUCUCUUGUACCCCCUAAGUUUUUUUCGCAACAAAAAAAAGUUUCUCCUGAUAUAUACAUCUUUCUCGUUUCUCACCUCACUCUGAAGCCUCUCUCUAUCCUAGUCUUUCCUUCACUCUCCUCCUCUCUCCAACAGCAUGGCAGUCAGAUCGUCAUCACAGCUUUUUAGAUCGAUGACAAUAGCUUAAUCCAUGACUUGCAAUGGGAUGGCUUUCUUCCCAGCCAAUUUCAUGCUACAAACUCCUCAUCAUGAAGACGACCGCCGCCCUCCUACCUCCCUGAAUCCAAUCCUCCAACAGUGCACGCCUCAAAACUUCCAUGGUGUUGCAUCGUUUCUGGGUAAGAGAUCCAUGUCAUUCUCAGGUAUUGAUGUGUGUGAAGAUACGAAUGGGGAUGAGGAGUUGUCUGAUGAUGGAUCACAGAUGGGAGAGAAGAAGAGGAGGCUUAAUAUGGAGCAAGUGAAGACACUUGAGAAGAACUUUGAAUUAGGUAACAAGCUUGAGCCGGAGAGGAAAAUGCAGCUCGCUAGGGCUCUUGGUCUUCAACCAAGACAGAUCGCCAUAUGGUUUCAAAACAGGAGGGCAAGGUGGAAGACCAAACAACUGGAGAAAGACUACGAGCUCCUAAAAAGACAGUUUGAGGCAGUUAAAUCGGACAAUGAUGCUCUCCAAGCUCAGAACAAGAAACUUCACGCAGAGAUAUUGGCUCUGAAAAGUAGAGAACCGACUGAAUCCAUCAACCUCAAUAAAGAAACGGAGGGUUCUUGCAGCAACAGAAGUGAGAAUAGUUCCGAUAUCAACUUAGACAUCUCGAGAACGCCAGCAAUCGACAGCCCUCUUUCUUCCCACCACCCGAGUAGACCCCUCUUCCCAUCAUCCAUCGUCAGGCCUGCAAGUGUGGCCCAACUCCUCCAGAAUUCAUCAAGAUCAGACCUCCACUGCCCAAAAAUGGAACAAACUGUUCAAGAAGAAAGUUUCUGCAACAUGUUCUGUGGCAUCGAUGAACAGCCCGGAUUUUGGCCGUGGCCUGAGCAACACCAUUUCCAUUGAAUGAAGUCAACACAUGUUCGAUUGGUAAUCCAUCGAGUUUAGAGAGAGAGACCGUAUAUGCUAUUCGGUUAAGCUUGAACUCAUUUCAUCGUAAUCUUUAGAUUGGUGUAUAGAAUAGUAAAUAUCCACUUAAAUCUCAGUUGAGUUGAACUGCAAAUCAGUUUGGAUGGAAUAAAGCUCUGCUUAUUUGGAUUAUAUA
Messenger RNA from Nelumbo nucifera (sacred lotus), 1251 nucleotides. Its product is annotated as homeobox-leucine zipper protein ATHB-13. Gene Ontology annotation, biological process: positive regulation of DNA-templated transcription. The record is from RefSeq and is a predicted model, not a curated record. Gene Ontology annotation, molecular function: sequence-specific DNA binding; DNA-binding transcription factor activity, RNA polymerase II-specific. Lineage: Eukaryota; Viridiplantae; Streptophyta; Magnoliopsida; Proteales; Nelumbonaceae. Gene Ontology annotation, cellular component: nucleus.